GCGCCGUUGGCCUUUAUAUAAGUGUGACGUCACCAGUGACGCUCACAUCUUUGUCAGUGAACAAAAUGGCAACCUACUGUCUCACUGUCACCCGGCUCCAGUUGGCUUUGGGCCACGGUGCCCGCCGCCUGCAUGUGUCAGCUGCUUACAGAGCCAAGGCUCAAGUGUCCAUGAGCCGCUUUGAACCCACGUCCUACGUCAACUACAACAAAAUCCGCUCCAACGUGGACAUUGUGAAGAAAAGACUGAACCGGCCCCUCACUUUGUCAGAGAAAAUUGUAUACGGCCAUCUUGAUGAUGCCCACAACCAGGAGAUUGACCGCGGGCGCACAUACCUCCGCCUGCGUCCGGACCGUGUGGCUAUGCAGGACGCCACAGCUCAGAUGGCCAUGCUGCAGUUCAUCAGCAGUGGCCUUCCAAAGGUGGCAGUGCCCUCCACCAUUCACUGUGACCACUUGAUAGAGGCCCAGAUUGGAGGCGAGCAGGAUCUGGCCAGAGCCAAGGACAUUAACCAGGAAGUAUACAACUUCCUGGCUAGUGCUGGAGCCAAAUAUGGUGUUGGCUUUUGGAAACCAGGUUCUGGAAUUAUCCAUCAGAUCAUAUUGGAGAACUAUGCGUAUCCAGGGGUCAUGCUGAUUGGCACAGAUUCCCACACGCCUAACGGUGGUGGACUUGGUGCCAUCUGCAUCGGAGUUGGAGGAGCUGAUGCUGUAGAUGUGAUGGCUGGAAUCCCCUGGGAGCUCAAGUGUCCUAAGGUGAUUGGAGUGAAGCUGACAGGAUCUCUUUCUGGGUGGACCUCUCCUAAGGAUAUCAUCUUAAAAGUGGCAGGCAUCUUGACAGUCAAAGGAGGCACUGGAGCCAUUGUGGAGUACACUGGACCAGGAGUUGACUCAAUUUCUUGCACUGGAAUGGCGACUAUUUGCAACAUGGGAGCAGAGAUUGGAGCUACCACUUCAGUGUUUCCCUACAAUCACAGAAUGAGGAAGUAUUUGGAAAAGACUGGACGUGGACAAAUUGCUGCUCUUGCUGAUGAAAAUGCAGAUUUGCUGGUGCCAGAUGAAGGCUGUGAAUAUGAUCAGAUCAUUGAGCUCAAUUUGGAUGAGCUGAAACCCCAUAUCAAUGGGCCAUUCACCCCCGACUACGCGCACCUUGUAGCUUCUAUUGGUGCCACAGCCAAGGCAAAAGACUGGCCACUGGAGGUCAAAGUUGGGCUUAUUGGAAGUUGUACCAACUCCAGUUAUGAGGACAUGGGUCGUUCAGCUUCAUUGGCCAAGCAGGCUUUGGACAAAGGCCUUAAAUGCAAGGCUCAGUUCACAGUGACCCCUGGCUCUGAGCAGAUUCGUGCCACAAUUGAGAGAGAUGGAUAUUCAAAGAUCUUUCACGAUGUUGGAGGGAUUGUCUUGGCCAAUGCAUGUGGUCCUUGCAUUGGACAAUGGGACAGACGAGAUGUUAAGAAAGGAGAGAAGAACACAAUUGUGACUUCAUUCAACAGAAACUUCACAGCCAGAAAUGAUGCCAACCCAGCUACACAUGCGUUUGUCACAUCGCCUGAGAUUGUCACAGCUCUUGCCAUUGCUGGUACACUAGACUUCAACCCAGAGACGGAUUACCUCACAGCCCCCAGUGGUGAGAAGUUUAAGCUGGAGCCCCCAUAUGGAGAUGAGUUGCCCGCCAAAGACUUCGACCCAGGUCAGGACACCUACCAGCACCCCCCCGCAGACGGCAGUGGGCUCAAAGUGGACGUCAGCCCAACAAGUAACAGACUGCAACUGCUGGAGCCUUUCGACAAAUGGAGCGGAAAAGACCUGGAAGAUAUGCGAGUGUUGAUAAAGGUGAAAGGCAAGUGCACCACCGACCACAUCAGUGCGGCUGGACCAUGGCUGAAGUUCCGUGGUCAUCUGGACAACAUCUCCAACAACAUGCUGAUCGGAGCAGUGAACAGCGAGAAUGACGCCGUCAACAAGAUCAAGAACUACUUGACAGACGAAUACGGAGGAGUGCCAGAUGUGGCCCGUCACUAUAAGGCUAAUGGUGUUUCCUGGGUUGUUGUUGGUGAUGACAACUAUGGUGAGGGAUCCAGCAGAGAACAUGCAGCACUUGAGCCAAGACAUUUGGGAGGAAGAGCAAUUAUCGUCAAGAGCUUUGCUCGCAUUCAUGAAACUAACCUGAAGAAGCAGGGACUUUUGCCACUUACCUUUAGCAACCCAUCAGACUACGACAAGAUCCACCCAGAUGACAAAAUCUCAAUCAAAGGACUUAAAACAUUUGCUCCAGGAAAGCCCCUCACUGCAGUGGUGAAGCACAGCGACGGCUCAGUGGACACGUUUGAACUGAACCACACCUUCAAUGAGACGCAGAUUGAAUGGUUCAUGGCAGGCUCAGCUCUCAACAGGAUGAAGGAGCUGCAGCACUGAGCUGUGUGGUAAAGUGCCAGGGGUAACAGGGUCACGCAAGUUGUGGGCAAAGGAAGAAUGUAGAAGCUGGAAAUAAGUUGUCCAUAUCCACAUUAACACACUAGACUGAAGUAUAACUGUUUUAGAGCAAAUAUAAAUGUUAGCCAGCUAAUGACUUCAGACUAAGUGCCUAGCUAAUGUCGAGAAUGGAGCGUAACCACUAGUCAGCUGCUGGACCACAGUUUAGAGUGGAAACAAAAGAGCUCACUAUAGACAAAUCCUUGACCCAUGUAGUGACAUAACGCACUACCAGCUGAUGUGAGCAGCUGUCCAAAUAUGUCCGCAUAACAAAGAGGACACUUCACUUAUGGAGCUUUGUCAGCCAUUUUGUUUUAGGGAGUUUUGAGUUGUGCAUCUCAAUAACAAACUCAGUUUUGUCGUAUGCCAGAUAUUUAUUUGCAUUUAUUCAGUGCAGUGUUUGUUUUAGGUACGCACAACACUUCAAGAUCCAUUUCGGGAAACCCAAACCCCCACCCCACCCCACCCCACCCAGCCAUUGCCCUAACCCACAAUUAGCCGACCUGCUUAUUACCUCUGCCCUGGUUUUAAGGUCAAGCACACCAUAUGGAUCUUCCUGUUUUGUAUUUAUUUAUGAUUACUGAUUGAUUCUGCAUGCUCAUUUUUGUUCAAGCAGAAUGUGUGUGAGGAAUUUCCAAAUUAUCAGCACCGUUUCUUGUAAAUCCAUUUCACUAUGACAUCAAAUUAUUAUAGCUUUGUGCGAACUCGGAUGACAAAGAAAAUAUAUACCUGGCUCCUUUAUAAAUAUGUCUGUAUUACUGUUUGUCAGCUGCUUCUAACUGUAAAUUUCUAGGCCCAUGUACAUUGAAGUAAUUAUGUGUUUGCUCCCACAUGAUCUUUUGUGUUGCAGAAAUGCCUAUGGAUUGUACAAUAAAAUAAAUCUCUCCUUUAUUUACUUCAA
This is a messenger RNA of Periophthalmus magnuspinnatus, 3372 nucleotides long. RefSeq names its product aconitase 2, mitochondrial (gene aco2). Lineage: Eukaryota; Metazoa; Chordata; Actinopteri; Gobiiformes; Gobiidae. Bases 66 to 2414 code for a protein of 782 amino acids. Gene Ontology annotation, biological process: tricarboxylic acid cycle. The transcript has 17 exons. Gene Ontology annotation, molecular function: 4 iron, 4 sulfur cluster binding; aconitate hydratase activity. Gene Ontology annotation, cellular component: cytosol; mitochondrion. The record is from RefSeq and is a predicted model, not a curated record.